UCGUGACCGAUUCCACGCGGGCCGGUCUCGGGGAUCCGAGCCACUCAGCCCCAGUCAGUGUAGCUCGAAGUGUCACGAGGAAACUGGUGCUUCUCUCGUCAGCCACCUCACCUACUCGCUGAGUCGAUGUGGAGAGCAUGGGCGUCCCGGGCGUGUGUGUUGGUGUCGCUUACUCUGUGGGUGAUUGGAAAUUCGUGGGCGGCGGCGCUAGAGGGCAGCACACACGGCGGCGAGGGCGCGGGCGGCGACGGGAACGCCAGCGCCCAUGACGACGGCAACGGCAGCUGCCACAGCGAGGAGCACGAGGGCGGGAUCCACCUCAUGUCCUUCCGGUGGCACGAAGUGGGCGUCUACUACACCGUCACCACCUUCGUCAUCGUCGCUGGACUCUGCAAAGAUGUUAACCAAGGUUCCUCUAAUAUGGCGCCAGGGACGCUCCGUAGAUUCGCGGGGAGAUGGGCGCCACUAACAGCGAGAAGGGACAGGAAGAGGACGGGACUCAUAUGCAAGCAUAGAGACCUGGAGUCAGGGUGA
Messenger RNA from Penaeus indicus, 534 nucleotides. RefSeq lists its product as uncharacterized. Bases 127 to 534 code for a protein of 135 amino acids. The transcript is spliced from 5 exons. NCBI's taxonomy places the organism in Eukaryota, Metazoa, Arthropoda, Malacostraca, Decapoda, Penaeidae. The record is from RefSeq and is a predicted model, not a curated record.